AAUUGAGAGAAAAUAAAAGAAAACAAGAGUCAACAGGGAAGGAGGGGGCACGAGAAGAGAAGCUGGAGGCGGAAGCGUCUAGGCAAAUUUACGACUAUAUUGUAGCAACCAAUGAACGAAAAGGCCAAUACUAUACAGACCAAUAGCAACAGUUUGUUAAUUCACCCGCUACGCCUUUGUUGUUUCUCUGGGGCUUAACACAAACAUUCCUUUCACCAAUCAGUGACACCACCCUUUCAUUAUUGGCUUCCUCCACCCAGACGACUCUCCAAGUCCAAGUAACUUCAUUCUUCAGUUUAACCCUCUCUCUGCGUGGCUAUCUGCAGUUAACUGCAAGAUCAAUAAGCAUGGGAUGAAUACUCGGAUGCUGAUCACCAGUCUUUGAGGUUUCAUGAUGAAUAGCCGUCUUGUAGAUGAAGUGAAUUGUUGCAAGGAUUUGUUCUGUGAAUAGCUUCUGGUUCUAAAAAAGCUGUGUAUCUCCAGAAAUUUGCAAACCCAAAAUGCUUUUUCUGUUCAAGUUCCAAAAGAGACCAAAGGAUGGUUGAUGGAAGUGAUUUGGUUAUUAUUGGAGUCUCUGCUGGUUUGGCCCUUGGUAUCUUGAUAGCUUCACUAGUAUUUUUUGGCAUAAGGUGGUACAAGAAUCGUGCUCAUCUUCGACAAUGUGCAAAUGAGCGUAGUCUAACAACCCUUCCUAUACGCGUAAAUGGCUUGGAGACUAGCACUGACUUCAGUGCAUCAGUUACAAAUUCCAUAACUAUUCAUCAAUCAGAACAACCUCAGAAAAGUUCACAAUUUUUUUGGUGGAAUCAUCACAAUAAAGAUCGGUUUACAUCUACAUCAGGCAUACUUAGAUAUUCUUACAAGGAUAUUCAGAAAGCAACACAAAACUUUACAACUAUAUUGGGACAAGGUUCAUUUGGUCCUGUGUACAAAGCUGUGAUGCCUGGUGGAGUAGUGGCGGUAAAGGUUCUUGCUUCUAAUUCAAAACAAGGGGAGAAAGAGUUUCAAACAGAGGUAUCAUUGCUGGGAAGGCUGCAUCAUCGAAAUCUUGUGAAUUUGUUAGGAUAUUGUAUCGAUAAAGGACAGCGCAUGUUGAUCUAUGAGUUCAUGAGUAAUGGGAGCUUGGCAAACCUACUAUACAAUGUAGAAGAGCUAGUUUUGGGCUGGGAAGAAAGGCUUCAAGUUGCUUUAGAUAUUUCGCAUGGAAUAGAGUAUCUUCAUGAAGGGGCAGUCCCACCUGUCAUACAUCGUGAUUUGAAGUCAGCUAACAUAUUGUUGGACCAAUCCAUGAGAGCUAAAGUUGCUGAUUUUGGACUCUCAAAGGAAGAGGCGUAUGAUGGGCGGAACUCUGGUCUGAAAGGUACAUAUGGCUACAUAGAUCCGGUGUACAUGACUACAAACAAGUUCACCAUGAAGAGUGAUAUCUACAGUUUUGGCAUUAUCAUGUUUGAACUCAUUACUGCCAUCCACCCACAACAGAACCUAAUGGAAUAUAUCAAUCUUGCUGCUAUGAGCCCAGAUGGCGUAGAUGAAAUACUAGAUAAGCAACUGGCUGGAGAGUGCAACAUUGAAGAAGUGAGGGAACUAGCUGCCAUUGCUCACAAAUGCUUGCAUAAAUCGCAAAGGAAGCGACCUUCUAUAGGAGAAGUUUCACAGGCUAUAUUGAAGAUAAAACAAAGGCGCCUUGUUAAGGAAGACACUAUGUCUUUUGGCAGUCGAGAUUUUUCAAGAGCUGCAAGCAGGAUAGAGGAUCAGCAUGUGGAGUUGACCAAGAUGACCAGCAUUAAAGAGAGCAGUUGAAUGACCAGAAAUUUUCUUUGCUCAUUUUUUUUUCCAAUUUUUCCUCUCCUGUCAAAUUUCUACCAACUAAAGUACUGACCAUAGAAUGUGCUACACAACAAUAGGUAAAUGGAUCAAUGAGCUUGUUGUGUUACCUCAAUUCAUCUUGCACCAGUUAAAAUUUCAGGAAUAGAAAUGCUCUCUUUUGUGACCA
This is a messenger RNA of Manihot esculenta (cassava), 1993 nucleotides long. RefSeq names its product calcium/calmodulin-regulated receptor-like kinase 2. NCBI's taxonomy places the organism in Eukaryota, Viridiplantae, Streptophyta, Magnoliopsida, Malpighiales, Euphorbiaceae. The coding region runs from base 538 to 1800 and encodes 420 amino acids. The transcript is spliced from 9 exons. Gene Ontology annotation, biological process: protein phosphorylation. Gene Ontology annotation, molecular function: protein kinase activity; ATP binding. The record is from RefSeq and is a predicted model, not a curated record.